Entrophospora sp. SA101 is the source of this 261-nucleotide messenger RNA. The record is from the annotation of a GenBank genome assembly. Lineage: Eukaryota; Fungi; Glomeromycota; Glomeromycetes; Entrophosporales; Entrophosporaceae.
AUGUUUAAUCCAAGAAUUUCAAUUGACAAGAAUUCCCUCAAACCAUCAUCACCUCAUCAACUUUAUCAAAGAGCAAUGACUGCCUUUCAAGGAGAACAAUACUUAACAGCAUCAUUUUUACUUACAGAACCAAAUGGUAUUUCAAAAAUUUAUCCAAUCGGUGAUAUUUCUGAAUAUGAAAAGACUCUUCUCAAUGCUGCAAUUCCUGAAUUAAGAGCAAAUAUUAAUAAAGGUGUUUCAUUCAUACAAGAACAACAAUAA